CUAAUCAUAGUAAUGCUUUAGACAUUGAAGUUCUUGUUACUUUUGUGGAGACUGUAGGAGGUUUUUCACCUUCUGUUAUUGAUGCAAGGGUUGGAGAUAAUAUAAUAUUUAGAAAAAAUGAAUUCUCUACCGGAGGUGCACGAAUUGUUGAAGCUGUUAAGGACGGGUCUUCUUGUACAAAAUCUACAGAGCCUGUUGCUGCAGAAUUAACAGAUGCCAACCCAAAAGCUACAUUAAAACUUACAAAGCCUGGUGUACUUCGUUUAUUUGAUGAAGUCAGUGAAAGGUGUAAAAAUGAUGGUCGGUGUGAAAUUAAUGUCAGUGGUGAUGGAACUGUUCCUUCUACUUUCCCUCCUACUUCUACUCCUGCUGCUACUCCUGCUGCUCCUACUACUGUCACUACUACUACUCCCACUACUCCCACUCUUUCUAAUACCCCCCUUUCUAAUGCCCCUCUUUCUAAUACCCCUCUUCCUAAUACCCCUCUUCCUAAUGAUAAUAUCAAUGGGGGCGAAAGUACCGGACUUAUCAUUGGAGCUAUUGGUGGUGGAUUAUUUGUUUUAGCAGCUCUCAUUGUUGUUAUUGGAUUCAUUAU
Molecule: messenger RNA, 595 nt
Organism: Entrophospora candida
Lineage: Eukaryota; Fungi; Glomeromycota; Glomeromycetes; Entrophosporales; Entrophosporaceae
Source: the annotation of a GenBank genome assembly